GUUCGAGGUUUCAUGCAUGCAAAUAUAGAAAAUAAAAGUGCAAACGUCUCAAGUUUUUCUGAACAAAAUUUGUUUUUAGAUUUUUUCCAAACAAUGGGACCUUUCGUGUUGCUACUGACGCUCUAAUUUUUGGAAUUUCAGGGGAUCUCCUUACCGGGUUAACAAUCAUAGUUUAUGGACGACCACUUACGAGGGGCUACCCACAAAACAAUCGUAGAUUUCUGCGCGGAAAAUCUUAAGAAAAUUCUUAGAGGAACUCUUGGAAAUCUCUUAGCAAUCCAGAAUUCGUGCUAAAUAAUGGAAAUCUUUUGCUAAGUUUGAGCAGAUAUGAGAUGGUGUAGACCAAAAGCCGCCGAGCUUAGCUGAGUCUGUAGAAUCCCAUGUGAGUUCUGAUCGCGAGCAGAGUCGGAAGUCUCGGAACUCCCGGAAAUCUCAAUGAAAUCUUGGAAGUCUCUACACAAAUUUAAUACACAUAACUGCAUUCACAGUUUUAAGAUUUCCAGAUUUCGUAAAGUGCUGCGGUUGAAAAAGUCGUAGUAUAAAAAAACAUCCGUUGCUGCUAUUAAAGGUUGGCGUAAGUCUGGCUAAAGAAAAAGAAGACAAUAGCCGGAAUUUGUGGAGAGUGUUUGUCUCCGUUGGAGCUUUAUCGAGAAACCACUGUAUCCUGUAAACUCCCUUAUAAAUUCGAAAUGAAACCCUGGCCUCUACCAUUACUUGUUCUGGUAUCUAUAGGAGCUGCCGUGAGAAACAAAUCGAUCUACACUAUGGCUGAUAAUUCCUCAAUUCUCUACCUUUUCGAUCGACCUGCUGAACCUGUUUACGUCCCGAAAGGGGAGCAAAGGGUGGCUUUUGAAAUACCAGCUAAUUACUUGCCUGACAGAUACCGAAGCGUUGCAACAGAAGUUUUGACUCGGUACAAUGAUGAUACGAAGAUGAAGGUGCAAGUGAAGUCAAUCUCCAUUCCAGAUUUGAGUGUACCUAUGCAAUUAGGUCGCCGGGAAGCAUUUUCGCUCUUCAUACCACUCCAUCGCAAAUUGGCCGCGAGGCUAAUUGACAUAUUUAUAAAUUUGCGAACGUACGAAGAUUUUCUCUCCGUGGCAGUAUACAGUCGUGAUCGUUUAAAUCCAAACUUGUUUAUUUACGCCCUCUCGGUCGCAAUUCUUCAUCGACCUGACACUAAGAAUCUGCCCAUUCCGCCACUUUCGGAAAUCUUCCCUGACAAGUUUAUGGACGGUUCGGUUUUCUCGAGAGCGAAAGAGGAAGCCAACGUCGUACCAGCUGGAGCUCGAGUACCAAUUGAAAUCCCCCUGGAUUAUACAGCAUCGGAUCUUGAUGAAGAGCAUCGUGUUGCCUAUUUCAGAGAAGACAUUGGUAUCAAUCUCCAUCACUGGCAUUGGCAUUUGGUCUUCCCCUUUGAUGGUCCUAGGUCGAUUGUUGACAAAGACAGGCGGGGUGAAUUAUUCUAUUAUAUGCAUCAGCAAAUGAUGGCCAGGUACAACGCUGAGCGUUUGAGCAAUGGCAUGAAUCGCGUGAGGCGCUUCAUCAAUUGGAGAGAACCAAUUCCCGAAGGAUAUUUUCCAAAAUUGGACUCCCAGGUAGCAAGCAGGACUUGGCCAGCACGUCCUACUGGAUCGGUUCUCAAGGACAUAAAUCGGCAAGCCGACCAAGUAAACUUCGAUAUUCAGGAUCUCGAGAGAUUUAGGGAUCGUAUUUACGAAGCCAUCCACACAGGGGCUAUCAUCAAUGCCAGGGGGGAGAGAGUCCCUCUUACCGAAAAAGACGGUGUCGAUAUGUUGGGAAAUUUAAUUGAGUCCAGCAUCCUCAGCUUGAAUCCCAAUCUUUAUGGUGACCUACACAAUAUGGGACAUGUUGCUAUUUCUUUCUGCCACGAUCCUGACAAUCGAUACUUGGAAUCUUUUGGGAUAAUGGGUGACCCAGCGACCGCAAUGCGGGAUCCGAUAUUUUAUGCAUUCCACGCAUUCAUCAAUGACGUUUUUGUGGAGCAUAAAAACACUCUGUCGCCCUACACAAACCAGCAGUUGGAUUAUCCAGGAAUUGAAAUUAAAGGAAUUGAAGUGCAAACACCAAGCCAGCCAACCAAUGUUCUCUCGACCUUUUGGUCAAAAAGUGACGUAGAUUUGUCUCGUGGUUUGGACUUCACACCACGAGGACCAAUUUUGGCCCGAUUUACUCAUUUGAAUCAUGCCAGAUUUAAUUACAACAUUGUCGUGAAUAAUCGUUCAAAUUCUACCAAGAGAGGAACUGUCAGAAUAUACCUUGGACCUAAACGAGAUGAGAGAGGACUUCCAUUUACGCUAGAAAAUCAGAGGGGCUUAAUGAUGGAAAUGGAAAAAUUUAAAGUCACGCUAAAACCUGGUGAGAACAGAAUCGUGCGAAGUUCUAGUCAGUCUUCAGUUACGAUUCCCUUCGAGCGAACUUUCCGAAAUUUGGAAGAGCAAAAUCGACCAUCAGCUGGACCAGCUUUGGAACAAUUCAAUUUGUGUGGAUGUGGAUGGCCAGAGCACAUGUUGGUGCCAAAGGGAAAUAAAGGUGGAUUCCCGAUGGAAUUAUUCGUCAUGGUUUCUGACAUUGAAGGCGAUGAGAUUGUGCAAAGUGAGGUUGGAGGUUGCAACGAUGCGGCAAGUUUCUGUGGCGUGAGAGAUCGCAAAUAUCCCGAUGCACGUCCUAUGGGGUAUCCAUUUGACCGUAGAUCCCGCGAUGGGGUGAACACUUUGGCCCAAUUUUUGUCCGGAAAUAUGGCGGUUACGGACGUAAAUAUCCGUUUCACGGACCAAGUAUUGCCCAGAACACGUUCUGAAAGUACGGGUAACUCCUUAAGCUUCUCGUGA
Belonocnema kinseyi is the source of this 2849-nucleotide messenger RNA. RefSeq names its product phenoloxidase 1 (gene PPO). The record is from RefSeq and is a predicted model, not a curated record. The transcript has 12 exons. NCBI's taxonomy places the organism in Eukaryota, Metazoa, Arthropoda, Insecta, Hymenoptera, Cynipidae. Bases 690 to 2849 code for a protein of 719 amino acids.